Messenger RNA from Cervus elaphus (red deer), 4716 nucleotides. RefSeq names its product trypsin like peroxisomal matrix peptidase 1 (gene TYSND1). The transcript is spliced from 4 exons. Bases 143 to 1846 code for a protein of 567 amino acids. Gene Ontology annotation, biological process: regulation of fatty acid beta-oxidation; protein processing. Gene Ontology annotation, molecular function: serine-type endopeptidase activity. Gene Ontology annotation, cellular component: peroxisome. The record is from RefSeq and is a predicted model, not a curated record. NCBI's taxonomy places the organism in Eukaryota, Metazoa, Chordata, Mammalia, Artiodactyla, Cervidae.
CGAGGAAGCCCUGGGACAGUGCUUGCACCUCUCGCUUCCAGCUUUGGGUGGCGCUACGUGGGGUCAGCUGGUUCCGGUCGUGGUCCUUGCUCGCUCGCUCGCUAACACUCCGGGAAGCCUUCGGUGUGCCGUCCCGGAGGCCAUGGGGCGGCAGUGGGGGCCCGCCAUGAGGGCAGCUGAGCAGGCGGGCUGCGUGGUGAGCGCCUCCCGGGCAGGGCAGCCCGAGGCAGGCUCGUGGAGCUGCAGCGGGGUGAUCCUGAACCGUCGCCCGGGCCUGGUGCUGUGCCAUGGGGGCAUCUUCACCCCCUUCCUGCGGGCCGGCAGCGGGGCGCUGACCGCGGCGAGCGCCUCCUUCCUGCCCGGCGACAGUUGCGGCGACGACCUGCGCCUGCACGUGCAGUGGGGCCCAACCGCCGCAAGUCCGGCAGGCCGCGCGGAGCGGGGUCGCCCGGGGUUAUGCACGCCCCAGUGCGCCGGCCUGGAGCCCGGCCCGCCCGCCCGGCCCCACGGGCGACCACUGCAACCCCCGCGCCCCGCCGAGCUUCUGCUGCUGUUGAGCUGCCCGGCCUUCCGGGGCCACUUCUCAUACCUCUUCGGCGGCGAGGAGGCCGAGCAGUGGCGCUUCGCAAACGCCACACCGGAUGACGAGGUGUCGGAGGAGGAGGAAGAGGACCAGCUGAGAGCACUGGGGUGGUUCGCGCUGCUUCGCGUGCGGCCGGAGCCGAAGGAGGUGGAGGAGCGAGGGCCGGUAUUGGCCGUGGCGCCUCUCGGGGACGUGCCCAAGGGCGCACCGCUCCUGGCUUGCGGCUCCCCGUUCGGGGCCUUCUGCCCGGACAUCUUUCUCAAUACGCUCAGCCGCGGCGUGCUCAGCAACUCGGCCGGCCCGCUGCUGCUCACUGAUGCCCGCUGCCUGCCAGGCACGGAGGGCGGAGGCGUGUUCACAUCACGGCCCUCGGCGGCGUUGGUGGCGCUGGUGGCUGCACCCCUCUGCUGGAAGGCCCGCGAGUGGGUGGGCCUCACGCUGCUCUGCGCCGCCGCCCCACUGCUCAGCGUCGCCCGAGCCGCCCUCCGCGGUCUUCACCCCGACACUGCCGCCCUGGCCACCCUCCUACCGCCUGAGAUGGGCGCCCCGUGGGGCCUGCCCCUGCGAUACCGAGACCCCGGGCCCCCUUGGGUAGCUGCGGCCGUGCUGGUGGAGUGUGGUUCUGUCUGGGGCUCCGGAGUGGUCGUGGCACCCGGUCUCGUGGUGACCUGCCGGCAUGUGGCCCCCCGGGAGACGGCCAGGGUCCUGGUGCGCUCCACCACCCCCAAGAGUGCCGUAAUCUGGGGACACGUGGUAUUUGCCACCCAGGAGACGUCUCCCUAUGACAUAGCAGUUGUGAGCCUGGAGGAGGACCUAGAUGGUGUCCCUAUACCUGUGCCUGCUGAGCAUUUCCAUGAAGGCGAGGCAGUCAGUGUAGUGGGCUUCGGUGUCUUCGGCCAGGCUUGCGGGCCCUCGGUGACCUCGGGCAUCCUGUCGGCUGUGGUGCAGGUGGAUGACACACCGGUGAUGCUGCAGACCACGUGUGCCGUGCAUGGUGGCUCCAGCGGGGGACCUCUCUUCUCUGCCUGCUCCGGGGACCUCCUGGGCAUCGUCGCCAGCAACACCCGGGACAAUAACACGGGGGCCACAUACCCCCACCUGAACUUCAGCAUCCCCAUCACGGUGCUCCAGCCGGCCCUGCAGCAGUACAGCCAGACAGGCGACCUGGGCGGCUUCCGCCAGCUGGACCACGCCUCCGUGCCAGUGAGGGUGGUGUGGCGGCUGCAGCGGCCCCCAGCGGAGGCCCUGCGGAGCAAGCUCUGAAGCUGUGUCACCCCUCUGCGGGGGAGAGCAGCCCUUUGAUGCCGUGGGGAGUGCUGAUGCUGGCGGCCUCAGGAUCCAGACAGGACCCACCAGAUCCCAGUUGUCUCCCCUUCACUACCCGCCUUGCUCAGCUCUGGAGUCUGGGCCACACUUCUCUUUAGCCUCCAGGGAUCUCUUACCGGGCAGCCCGUUUGGGGGUGCUUUCUCUCUCUGCCCCUGACAGUAGACUCAGUUCUGUUCCUUCCCUUCAGGGGAGCCCAGGACAGCCGUACAACAGCCCUGAUCCUGACAGACAGAUGCUGGCUGGAAGACAGGCCCAGUCCUGGUUUCGAGUCUGUCCCCUGUCACCUGAUGAUCGCUGGCCACCUGGAGCAGCGUCUUCCCUGGGGCCUUGGCUCCUCUCUGCCCUCGGUCAGAAUGGGGCUGAUAGAGCGCUGGGGCUUCCUCAGAAAACCUCAGCAGAGGGGCUCUGCUCCAAAGACCAGAGGUGCAAGAAAAAGAGCAUCGUCCUGUUCCGUGGACCUGCAGUGGCAUCCCUGAAAGCCAGGACUCCUGGCUUUUCGUAUGUCAAGUGCCCUGACCUCUAGGGCACUCAGACACAGUGCCUUAGUUUUCCAGCCCGUGAAAUGGGCCUCAGGGAUCUGGGGUGGGGUGGAGGGGUGGAAUGUGUCUUGCUGGGCUGUCUGGUUGGGGUUCAGGAAUAAACAGGACCCCCAAGGGGUGGGUCCUUAUAUGUCAGAUUCUUUUUUCUUUCUUUGUUUCAAGAGUUGAAUGGGGAAUAGGAAAGCUCCAGGCAUAAAAGUACACACUUUCUGUCCUGCUGUCUCAGUGGGGUUUGAUCUCACAGGACAAUCUUGUGUCAGACUAGUCCUAGUAGCUGGUUGUAGUGCCAGUCAGCCCUGGAUGGGCUUGCAGACCUGGGUUAGUAGUGGUCUUGGCCUGGUAGCAGAUGUUUACAGGGUGCCUAGCUGUGCCAGGCCCAGGGAUGGGCAGGAGUUGGGGAGUUCAAAACUGAACAAGGCCACGGUGGCCCCUAGGAGCUAAGACCAACCCCUGGGGUCAGGAACAUGUACUGCGUGCCCAGGGUCUUGUGUGUGCCAGCCAUCAAGAAAUAAUUGUUAAAUCAUUGACAGGUUGAAUGCGAUUUGGGAACAAAUGGGGCAGGAGUGAAAUGGGGUGGGGCUCUAAUCUAAGCGGAGAGAAUUGCUCUGAGUACUUUGUUUCAAUAUCUAUUGAAUGCCAGCUCUGGGCAACCACAGAACACUCAUGAGACAGUCAUUCUCUGUGUGGAUUAGGAAUGGGGCCAGAGGGCAAAUGUUUUAAUAGCUUGAAUGAAAGCCUGUAGUGAAUUAACAGGGUGGCAAGGGAGGGCUGGGGUCUGACUUGGCUGCGAGUGGGAGGGGAGAGGAUUUAUUCCAGCAUGUGUGGGUGCCAAGGAGCUCAGGCUAUGCUGGGGAGACGGUGUGUGCCCCCCCAACCACCACCCCAAUUAGUGGAGCAAGCAGGGCCUGUCUGCCCUGAUCAGAUGGAAGACCGUGUCCAGGGGCCCCAAGGACAGAGGAUUGAGCAAGGGUUCAUCCAGGUGACUCACGAGUUGAACCCUGGGGGGAGACUAGGUGUUUACCAGACGGGCUGCAAACAGGGAGGGUGUCCAGGCUGAGGGCAGCAGGGGCUGGGACAAGGAAUUGUGGAACCACACAUAUGUCUUGCCAUGCUUAAUGCAGAAAAGAUUGGAAUGGAGGCUAGGGAGCCAGUGACAAUGGCCCUGGUGAGGGGAAGACGGCUGAGGCAGGCCUGGUGGGCGUGGAGAAGCUCCAGCGUGACACAGGAAGUGGGCUUGACUGGAUGUGGGGCAAUGCAGAGAACGAGAAGGGUCAAGCAGUGCUGGGUCUCCGGCCAGGAAAGUGAUGAGCAGCUGGCAAGUUUAGGGACAAGAUGUUUCCCUGGGGUGUCUGUGGGACCUCAAGUGGAGAGCAGAGCAGGCUGUUGAGUAAGUCCUAUGAGUUAGGAUAAUGCAGGAAAAGGUCCCCUCUCCCCCAGCUCAGUGGCUAAAGGCAAUAGAAGUUUGUUUAUUGCUCAUAGAAAGUCCAAAGUCAUGCACCUGACCAGGAAGGUUGGGGGUGGGUAGCUGUCAUGCAUUUGGGGUUAAGGGACCCAAACUCCUUCCCUCCGACAGCUCUAUCACUGGGCCUUGGACCUCAGACUCUAGCAGGUCCUCUGUAUUCUGCUAGUGGAUGGGGCAAGAGAGAGUGGAGAAGAUAUUCCGGCUUCUUUAAAAAAAUUUUUUUUUUUCUUUUGAAACAGUUUCAGACUUACAGAAGAGUAGCAAGAUUCCCGACACACCCUUCCCCCAGAUACCCCUUACCACCUGUGCCAAAUGCCCCAGUGAUGUUCUCUGUGACAAAAAGACCUCAUCUGGGAUCAUGAAUUGUACCCACUUGCCAUGGCUCUCUCCCUACCCUGACGUGGAGCAGCUCCCAAGUCUUUCCUUGAGUUUGAUGCCCUUGACCUUCCUCAAGUUAUUUUGUAGAACGUGUCUUAGUGUGGGUUUGUCCUUACUUCCACAUGGUUAAAUUCAGGAUGUACAUCUUUGGGAUAUCACAUUAGUGAUGUCUUGUCAUUGUCUCCUACUGGGUGUCACAUGAUCUUUAUUUGUCAAAUUACAGAUGAUAAUAUCGAUCUUUGACUAAGAUGAUGCCUGCUAGGUUUCUCCACUAUAAAUUUUCUUUUUUCUUUGUAAUUAGUAGAUAUUUGCGUGGGAAUAUUUGAAGACUAUGUAAAAAUAUUGUUCCUCACCCAGUUUCAUCUACUGUGCUUAUCACCUACUGAUGUCCCUUGACUAAAUAACUUUAAUGUUUACCAAAUGGUAA